AAUUUGUUCGUCUGCAGACUGAGGAUUAUCUCGUAAAAAUGCAACAACCAAGUUCUAGUGGCCAAAAUAACCAACUUGUAUCAAAAACCCCAAGGAGAAACAUUCCAGCAUUACUAACAUAUGCGUCCGCAACCCCAACCGAGGAAACAAAUCCGAUUAUUAGCCCACGUUUUCUCUCAGGCACCCCUGAAAUGCUUUUGAACUGGUUCUCGGUGAUCACGUCGCCAUGUUUAUUUGAAGUAAUUGGACAACUGAAAGAAAUCGAACGUUGCGAAGAAUUACAACAGAGCGUUUUACUACUACGUGGGCAACUGGGCAUGAUAUUGAGAGUAACAUUCUAUAUAAAUGACUACCAUACACUGUCGCCGGAUUGCAACGGUUUUUGGAUUCGAUGUGUCGGACGAAUGCAGGAUGCCAACACGAUGAGAGCAUUCACUAUUCGAGAAGCGACACCGAAUGAAGUGUAUGCCCUGCCGAGAAUGAGCUCUUUGAGUGAGCAGGAGGUGAAUCUCAUGAAGUUCUCAACAGCUUAAUUACAUACACAUCGUCGUAUUUAAAAUUUAGCACCUAUAACAUCAGCACUAAUAUUUGUCAAUAUAUUUGUCUAACUAUCUUUUUAUCAACUUGUAAAUAAUUACAAUUCGUCGAAUUGAUAAAAUGCAAGUACGGA
Messenger RNA from Dalotia coriaria, 670 nucleotides. RefSeq lists its product as uncharacterized. Lineage: Eukaryota; Metazoa; Arthropoda; Insecta; Coleoptera; Staphylinidae. The transcript has 4 exons. The record is from RefSeq and is a predicted model, not a curated record. Bases 39 to 533 code for a protein of 164 amino acids.